Molecule: messenger RNA, 569 nt
Organism: Aspergillus steynii IBT 23096
Lineage: Eukaryota; Fungi; Ascomycota; Eurotiomycetes; Eurotiales; Aspergillaceae
Product: cytochrome b-c1 complex subunit 10
Exons: 5
Coding region: 87-371 (94 amino acids)
Biological process (GO): mitochondrial electron transport, ubiquinol to cytochrome c
Source: RefSeq, a predicted model, not a curated record
GUGAGAUCCCCCGUUGUCCUUGCCGUCUCCUCCUCUCCCCGCCUGGUCGUUGUUGUUCCCUCGUGUCAUUCUCGAGUCCUAUAAAAAUGGUUUUCUCCCAGACCCUUCGUCGCGCUGCGGCCCAGUCCGCCGGUGCCUACCGUUCUCCCUUCGCUCCUAAGUACAAGACCUCUCCUAACUUCCACGGCCUGAGCGUGGGCACUGCCACCACUUACGGCAAGAUCGCCAGCACUUUCGGUGUCAGCGCUGGUGUCUUCGCUCUCUUCUUCUUCGGCGAGGUCCCUCGUGUGCGCAAGGAUAUCCUGCAGCAGUUCCCCUUCUUCGACCAGUACUUCGACCGCACGAUUGCUCCUGAGGACAACCCCUUCUAAACGAGAUUUUUUGAUCCUCCCAAGUACAUUCCUUCUGCUCUUUCCUAUACACAAGACAUUAUACAGGUAUUCUGUUCUAUCGGCUAGAUUCUGAGGAUUGCGAGACGGAGAUGUACUGUGUAGAAUAACGAUGAGAUUUUGAUCGCACAUAGACACGCCCUGCUUAAAUCUAGUGCCCUAUUAUUCCUUGAAUUCUUG